Molecule: messenger RNA, 1991 nt
Organism: Eleginops maclovinus (Patagonian blennie)
Lineage: Eukaryota; Metazoa; Chordata; Actinopteri; Perciformes; Eleginopidae
Exons: 7
Coding region: 93-1022 (309 amino acids)
Molecular function (GO): catalytic activity
Source: RefSeq, a predicted model, not a curated record
CGUGAAGAGAAAGUAAUGCUAGUAUUUGCUGUCAGUCAAUGCGUUUAAUGUGUUUAGCUAGAGCUUCUGUUGUUUCAUGAGUGAGUUAGCAAAUGGCGCUAAAACGUUUUUCCUCGUUGACACCAAUGUUUGGGGCUUCGUUUCGCUGUAAAACAUUUGGACAGGCGAUAAAAACGAGUUUGUUGUCAGUAAAAUCCUACAGCACUGCAGCGGGAGGUGAAGACUCCGAAACAGUUGCGGGACAGAGCGUGGUCACAGAGCGCAGAGGGGCUGUGGUUUCCGUGGCAAUAAACCGUCCCGAGGUGCGUAAUGCGGUGAACCAGGAGACGGCGAGGCGUCUGCUGGAAGAGCUGGAGGCCUUCGACCGUGAUCCAGAGUUAAACGUGGCUGUCCUGCAUGGGAAAGGAGGGAAUUUCUGCGCUGGUUAUGAUCUGAAAGAGCUGGCCAAUCACACAGCCUCCCUCAAAUUGGAGCAAGAUGUCACCAAGGGUCCCGGUCCGAUGGGUCCGAGCCGUCUGCAGCUGUCGAAGCCGCUGAUAGCAGCCGUCAGUGGCUUCGCUGUGGCUGGAGGGCUGGAGCUGGCUCUGCUGGCAGACCUGAGGGUGGUGGAGGAGAGCGCCGUCAUGGGGGUGUUCUGUCGCAGGUUUGGUGUUCCCCUGAUUGAUGGAGGCACAGUGCGGCUCCCGCGUCUCAUUGGACUGUCUCGAGCCCUCGACUUGAUUCUGACUGGGCGACCAAUCGGAGCGCAGGAGGCUCUCGCCUAUGGACUGGCUAACAGAGUUGUUCCUGAUGGCCAAGCUUUGCAGGCAGCGCUGCAGUUAGCCGAGCAGAUCAGCUGCUUCCCUCAGCAGUGUCUGCGGGCCGACCGCUCCUCAGCCGUGUUCAGCUGCUACGACGCUCCCUCCUUCACUCAGGCCAUGCAGUACGAGAUGGACCAUGGAAUUCCUGUCGUCCAAUCAGAAGCCGUCAGCGGGGCAGCCAGGUUCACGACAGGAACUGGAAGAGGAGGAAAAUUCUCCUAGUAUUUAUUUGAAGAGGCCUCGGGAAUCUGAGGUGAUCUAACACAUCGAGCUGCAGCUCCACUGCUCUCCACAAAUGCUUAAUGUGUCUGAUCGGUUUUGCGUUCAGUUGUUAUCUUAACAUUCUUACUAAAUAUAGUGACAUGAAGUUGUGUGAUAUUCAAGAACUAAGUAAGAUUGUUUGCCUGGUUUUUUUUUAAACAGUGAUCAAUAAGAAUAGAAAUACCAAAUCAAUGAGAACAAAGGUAAAGUUAGUCUAACGUACAGUAUGUGUUGCUAAAUAUAGUAUUGUUAAUAUAUCAAAGCCACAAUUCUGAAAGGGAAUAGAGCUUCGUAUUAAGCACACACUGUGGUCUGGCUUUUAUUUGUCUUGAUGUAAACACAGGUAUUUCAGCUGUGAUUUUCUUCAGUCUGUUCCUCUGGUUUCUUGUGAACUAUAAAUACGCAUGCUUAAAGAUGUGAUCUUGCACCUUUUGUAAAAAAAAAUGUUCAAAGCAAAUCAUCAAGGAGAAUCCCUGAGAUGUCUUUAUGUGCUGGGCGAUGCAGCGCUAUAGGAAGCUGUGACCACAAAACUAAUCCAACACAAAAGACUGUAAAGGCAUCAAAAGCACAAAACCUGCAGCAGCUCGCCAUUGUUCCUUUGAGAAAACACUCGAUUACUGGGAUAAGACUUGUGUUCACGAACCUGUGCGUGUGCGUGUGAGCAAGUAACCAUAGCAAUAUACUGUAAUUAUUGCAGAAGAUUCAGCACUUCUUGUCAGAUCUGUGCCAGGUGUAAGCAUUCCUUUGGUUUUGGAGAACGCUUCCCCUUAAUUUUGCGUGUUGAAGAGAUGUGUGUGAGUGUGUGUAUCGUAGUUGAGCACACAACACGCAUUGAAGAAUCUGUGUGUGCGCUGUUUACUGUGAAGUCUUUUCUGACCUUUUAAGGUUCUUUAAUAAAAACUGUCUCGCAGGAAAAAGGGAGAACUAAAA